This is a messenger RNA of Colletotrichum graminicola M1.001, 672 nucleotides long. Its product is annotated as glutathione S-transferase domain-containing protein. The transcript is spliced from 2 exons. Gene Ontology annotation, cellular component: cytoplasm. NCBI's taxonomy places the organism in Eukaryota, Fungi, Ascomycota, Sordariomycetes, Glomerellales, Glomerellaceae. Bases 1 to 672 code for a protein of 223 amino acids. The record is from RefSeq and is a predicted model, not a curated record. Gene Ontology annotation, molecular function: glutathione transferase activity; glutathione binding.
AUGGCACCGGCUUUCACUCUGUAUGGAGCUCGCGGCUCAACCAACACCGAUCGAGUCCGUCUGACGCUCUCCGAGGGCGGCUUCACCGAUUACGAGCUUGUGCUUGUCAACCUGCAGAAGGGGGAGCAAAAGUCCCCUGAGAACAUGAAGCGUCACCCGUGGGGCAAGAUCCCCGUUGUUACCUUCCCUGACGGCUUUACUCUCUACGAGAGCCGCGCAAUCUGCAAGUACCUUGCCAAGAAGUACUCCUUCCCACUCUUGCCAACGGACUCCGACGCCGAGGCCACGGCGCUCUUUGACCAGGCGCAGUCGGAAGAAAUGCACUAUUUUUCUGACCCCGCUGGUAAAAUUGGCUUUGAGAAGUUCGCCAAGAAGUUCAUGGGACUGCCUGCCGACGAGGCUGUCGUUUCAGCUGCCCUGAAGUCGGUUGAGAUGUUUUUUAAUGUGGCAGAAGGUCUUCUGCAAAAACAAGAGUAUAUGGCUGGGAAGGAUUUUACUCUGGUGGAUAUCUACUACAUCCCCAUGAUUCAAAGACUUUUUGCGUGCGGGUAUGGGGAUGUCAUCCAAAGUCGCAAGGCUGUAAGCGCGUGGUGGGACCGCGUUAUCAACAGGCCAGCGAUCCAGAAGCUGCUGGCUGCUGACAAGGAAGCUAUGGCUGCUGCACGUAAAUAG